This is a messenger RNA of Vanessa atalanta (red admiral), 2173 nucleotides long. RefSeq lists its product as uncharacterized. The record is from RefSeq and is a predicted model, not a curated record. Lineage: Eukaryota; Metazoa; Arthropoda; Insecta; Lepidoptera; Nymphalidae. The transcript is spliced from 7 exons. Bases 1 to 1233 code for a protein of 410 amino acids.
AUGGCUACCUGGGUGUGGUUGGCUGCUUUAUUCUGCGGAUGUCAGGCCGCAGUGUUGCCACCACCUUGGGCUGAUGUGAGGAGGAAUCCUUGCGCUGCUCAUCCGAGAGGAUGGCUGAUGCUGUAUUGGCCAUCGGAUGGAAAAUGUUAUACUAUAUACAAGAAAGGACAUCCGUGUCCAGACACUCAAGAGCUGAGUCCAGGGCGCCUGGGUGGUCGGACGGUGGCAGAGUGCAAAUGCCCGCCAGGUACCGCACAGCUCCCACACACCAAAACUUGCCACAAGCUGUUCCAACGUGGUCCUUGCCGGCACGGAGAAUACUUCGCUCCUGUAGAAGAGUCUUUUAACAUGCGAGGUGAACGUCAAGGUAUGUGCGUGAGGCCACAGCAGUGCGCUGACAAGACCUUGCUCUAUUGGCCGCCCGAUGGCCGUUGCUACUAUAGACUAACCCAGGGUCCAUGUUAUCCUGGAACUAUAUUGGAUUUGGGAGAUGAUGGUCUUGCAAAUUGCACCUGCGCACCAGAUAGUUCACACUACUGGCGAGCAGAUGGCGGAUGCUAUGCGCACUAUUCUAAAGGGCCUUGUGAGCGAGGCCAGCUGUUCCUACCUGGUGCCAGGUGUGGCUGUGAAGCUCACCUACCGCAUUAUCAUAAUGCCACUCAAGGAUGUUAUGAACUUGAUUCGCUUGGUCCUUGUCCUAAAGGCCAUGUCUUUGCCAUAUUCGAAAUUACCGGGAAUGGGUCACGUGCCGAAUGCAAAUGUAAAAACUUCCACGCUCGCGCGGAUGACGGAGCUUGCUAUCGACUUUACACAAGGGGCCCGUGCGGUCAAGACGAAAUGAUCUCUAGAGGAGGACGUUGUGUUAAGGUGCCAUGUGGGCGCGGUCGGCUGUACGUGCCGGAGCGGCGGCGCUGCUACCGAGCGGGCGCCGCGGAGCCUUGUCGCGCGGGCGAACAUCUCGCCUUCGACUUCGACGCUCGCCCUGCACUGGACGGUCUGAGCCACAAUGGCGUUUGUGUCUGUGGAGCUACUGGCCAGCCUUGUAAUCGACGGGAGGUUGCAGCUUGUUCUGCUCGCAAAGGCGCAGUCGUGUUCAAUGGAGCAUGCCAUAUACAGCACACACAAGGGCCUUGUUCUAAAAACUCGUGGCUCGUUAAAGACAGUAAAGAGCAAGUCACUUGUCAAUGUAGACCUGAUGUCAGUGACUGUUCCACUAAAUUAACAAACAGUUGACAAAAACAUGUAAGAAAUGGACAUUAUUGGUUUUAACUUGAGCUUUGUAAGCCAUAUUUUAUGAUUAGUGGAUAAAAUAAAUGCUAUUAUAUAAUGUGCCUUAAAUUGUUCAGAAAUAAUGUUGGAUUUCGGCUUUGAUGAUAAAUUUCGUUUGAAGACUUCUUUGUUCGCAUGACAAUGGACCUGGCAUGAAGCAUGUUAUUUACAAGCCGAAUAAAAUACGAAGAAAAAAUUGGUACAUACGAAACGUUUUAAUUAUAAUAUUUAAGGAAUGGGUGGAAGGGGGAUAUAUUUAUUUAUGGUGUUAUGUGUUACAACAAAUAUUUUUGUAGUGCAUAUAUUAUAUGUAGCAUAAUAUCUGUAUACUUCUAGCUGACGUGAAACAUAAACAUUGUGAAACUUUGGUUUACAUUGAGAUCUUGAAUAAACAUACACUACUGUAAAAAUCGAAGCUGGAGAUCACUAAAAUCAAACCAACUACACAACUACAAAGAUCACAAAGCAAAUUUAAAAUUGAUAACAUUUUUUAGUGUUUUGUGAACUUUAGAAUUUCUCGCUUUAAUAUUCUUUUUUGCUAUGAGAAAGAGCCAAUGAGACAACGCAUGUAGCGUCAUAUUUAUGGCCCGUCCCCUGGAGAGCAGUGUCAGUCCAUCAGGUCUUUUUCUAUCAUCGCGACUAUUGAAAUUCAAUAAUAGCAGAAACGUCAAAGUCGGCAAGAUCCCUAUUUUUUAUAUAAAACGUAUUUUAUAUAAGUUUUAUUAUAUAAGCCGUGGAUUUAAAAAAGUAUAUAAUAACAAACUUCUUUCUUGCAAUUUUGUUACAAUUGUCAGUUUUAUAUUAUAUUUAGUAUACUAAAAUUGUGGACAAAAUUUCAACGAAUCCGUUGAAUAGUUAAAAAAAUAUUUUUAAGACUUGUCCUACACAUACUAAAUAGAUAGAA